CAGGAAUAUGUGGAGGCUGUCUCUUUUCAACAUUUCAUCAAAACACGAUCGUUAAUCAGUAUGGAUGAAAUUAAUAAACAGUUGAUAUUUACAACAGAAGACAAUGGGAAAGAAAACAAGACUGCAGCCUGGCCCGCUCAGCACCUACAGCGUCUUCUCGGAGGCGGCAGCUGGCACGGAGGCCGGGCUACCUGAGAACCAUGGCUGGGCCCGGGAUCGAGUUUCUCUCUCCAAACGUGGGCACAGGAGGGGUGUGCAGCCAGGAGUCCCACGGGCCAGAGUGCAGGGCUGGAUGGUACAGCCCUGUCCCCGGAGGCCAGGGACGAGGCCCCUCCGCGGGAAUACCUGUUCCUGAGAAGCCGGUGGCCCGUGCUGUGACCUCUGCAGGCCGCUCGGGCCUUGCUCUGACCUCCGUUCUAGGAACCGCAGCGUGUUUUGGGCUGCAGUGCAGAGCAGGUCCCAGACGACCUGGCACACGGACCAGGCUGUGUGGCCUUGGGAACUCUGGGGAUCUACCGGAGCUCACAUCCAUGGACAGUGUGGAGGUCCCAGGCGCCACCUGGGAGGCAGCCCGUGGGGAAGCAGCAAGGGGCACCCAGGCAACAGGCCCUGGGCCAUCAGCAGAGAUCAACGGCCUGGGCUGUGGCCCCGGAAGUGCUCCCUCCACCUCCUCUGCCCUGCGCGACUCCCAGGAUGUAUUUGCCUCCAGCUUCAGCUUUAUUCAGCUCUCACUCGGCUCUGCUGGGGAGCGUGGCGAGGCAGAGGGCUGCCUGCCCAGAGAGGCUGAGUGCCCCGGUCAGAGCGCACAGGAGGUGGGAGCCAAGGCCCUCAGCUCACAUGGGCCCCACCAGGACCCCCAAUACCUCUCUCCGAGCUCAGCAGACUCGGCCCAGGCAGCAGGGAGCAGCCGUGGGCCGGAGCUGGGAGUGCCGGCUCUCCUGGACAUGGACCCUGGCUUCUCCUGGUCCCCGGAUUCCCUGCUGGCCAGCCGCACGGGUGAUGAGAGCAGCAGCUCGGAGGAUAGCCGUGGGUGGGACGCCCUGCUCAGGAGCUGGGAGCCUGCGCUGCGUGACUGCCUGCUGAGUAACCGGAGGUGGCUGGAGGUAACAUCCUUAAGAUUAAAGCUUCAGAAACUUCAAGCAGCAGCAGUUGAGGAUGACGAUUAUGAUCAAGCUGAGAUCUUCAAGCAGAGAUUGGAAGACCUGGAACAGGAGCGGAGCGGCCUGCACUUCCAGCUUCCGUCCAGGUGGCCAGGGCUCAGCAGCUUCCUGGACUACCUGGCUGCACAGGCCCAGGCCGCCUUGAGCCAGCGAGCUGCCCGGCAGGCCAACAGCGGCGACAUCCACUCCCCACUUGGAGCAGAGCAGAGGCCCUUGGAACCCACAGCUCAGGACAACCUGCGUGUGGCCAUCACCAGACGAGACUGGCUUCUUCAGGAAAAGCAGCAGUUGCAGAAAGAGAUCGAAGCCCUCCAAGCAAGGAUGUCUCUGCUAGAAGCUAAAGAUCAACAGCUGAGGAAGGAAAUCGAGGAGCAAGAGCGACGGCUCCAGUGGCAGGACUGUGACCUGACCCUCCUGAUGGGCCGACUGACCCCCGCGCAGCUGCAGGGGCUCAGCAAGGCUCUGUGUGACACCCUGGCCUGCGCCAAUCAGAUUCUCCUCCAAGCGGAGCCACCCGAGACCAUAAGGAGCCUCCGGGAAAGAAUAAAAUUCCUCAAGUUAUCACUUAAAGAAAUCACUGUGAAGGUGUGUACGAGAGAGGGACUGUGCAGCUCUCUCAGGAAGAGAAUCGGCGACGUCGAAGCCCAACUCCUGGCAUUGCUGGAAGCCAAAAUGCUGGCCGUAUCAGGAAACCAUUUCCGCACAGCUAAGGACCUCGCAGAGGAGAUGCGAUCCUUGGCAUCAGAGAGAGAAGCGCUGGAAGGUCUCCUCGGCACGCUGCUGGCGCUGAGUUCCAGGACCGUCCACAAGCUGGGGAGCGUUAACGAAGAGUGCGGCAGACUGACGAGGGAGCUGGAGCGCCAGGAAGCUGCCUAUGGAACAAGUGUGAGGGAAAACACUGCGAAGUACAUGGAAAUGCUCGAGGGGACACUGUGCAGCGUCAAGUGUCCACUGCUUAGAAAAGUGUGGGAAGCGGACCUGGAAGCUUGCCGGUUGUUUGUCCAGAGCCUGCAGCUCCAGGAAGACAGGGGCAACCUGGCUGCAGAGGAGAGGCAGCUGACUGGCUUAGAGGGGGCUGUCUGCACCGUCGCUCAGGACGUUCUGCCCAGUUCCCACUCCAAAGAUGAGAGGAGGACCUCUCUGCAGCCAUUCGAAGAGCCGAAGGUUCACCCACCCCCCUCUCCUCACAGUGCUGGAGAACACAGACAGGAAUCUUGCAUCCUUUCUGCAGACCUUGUAGAGAAAUGCGAAGGCAUCAACAAAGAGUUAUUGUGCUUGGAAGAUCAACUGCACACGGCGAUCCACAGCCACGAUGAGGCUCUCAUUCAUAUCCUUUUGGUCAUGCAGAUGAAGCGCCUGCGAGGUUAUUUUGUAAAGGAGGGACUUUUAAAAUGUACCUUCUCCCACGCCACGGUGGUGGAAGCGUGUGGCUGCUGCUGUCCCUCACAUGCCAGCACCCGUAGAUCUGAGGUUCCUCGGUCGUUUCCCAACUCCUCCAGCUUUCGUCGGUUCUCGACAAGGCCGCCCAAGUGGGGACGUCACCCCUCUGCUCCAAGCCCUCCCUGCUCCUGGCUCACCUGGGACACCUACACCGUCAGGUAGACCACCUCCAUGCCUGCAUGGCUCAUCUGCCCUGCCCUGCUCACAGGUGUUUGAAUGCCACACGGCGGUGAGGUUGGCUCACUGCUGUGCUGCUGUGUCUAGAAUCGACCUUUUCUUCCCCUUUUUUAAUUGCCAGAGUGGGGGGGAGAGAGAAAGCAGCCCCCGGCAGGUGUGGUCAUGCUGCAAUGCCUCCUCGAUUCCUCCUCCUGC
Tupaia belangeri chinensis (Chinese tree shrew) is the source of this 2972-nucleotide messenger RNA. RefSeq names its product DISC1 scaffold protein (gene DISC1). The record is from RefSeq and is a predicted model, not a curated record. Gene Ontology annotation, biological process: neuron migration; cilium assembly. The transcript is spliced from 13 exons. Bases 201 to 2762 code for a protein of 853 amino acids. Lineage: Eukaryota; Metazoa; Chordata; Mammalia; Scandentia; Tupaiidae. Gene Ontology annotation, cellular component: microtubule; microtubule organizing center; intermediate filament cytoskeleton.